Haliotis rufescens (red abalone) is the source of this 861-nucleotide messenger RNA. Its product is annotated as early nodulin-75-like. Lineage: Eukaryota; Metazoa; Mollusca; Gastropoda; Lepetellida; Haliotidae. The coding region runs from base 1 to 861 and encodes 286 amino acids. The transcript has 4 exons. The record is from RefSeq and is a predicted model, not a curated record.
AUGAGCCCAGAUCAGUUUAAGGUCAUGAUGGCUGAUGAAGCACCUGUGUCCCCCAUUAACCAAUACCUCAAGAAGAAGGCUCUCCUUGAAUACUCCCCCCUGUCCCAGGGUCUCCAGAAGAAAGUUCUCACCCACACCUCAAUCUGUCACCUCAAGAAGAAUUUCCACCUUCCCAGCACCUCAAGGAGAAGAAUUCCCCCCCUCCGAGCACCUCAAGGAGAAGAAUUCCCCCCCUCUGAGCACCUCAAGAAGAAUUCCCACCUUUCGAGCACCUCAAGAAGAAUUCCCACCUUCCCAGCACCUCAAGAAGAAUUCCCACCUUCCCAGCACCUCAAGAAGAAUUCCCACCUUCCCAGCACCUCAAGGAGAAGAAUUCCCCCCCUCCGAGCACCUCAAGGAGAAGAAUUCCCCCCCUCCGUGCACCUCAGAAGAAUUCCCACCUUCCGAGCACCUCAAGAAGAAUUCCCACCUUUCGGGCACCUCAAGAAGAAAUCCCACCUUCCCAGCACCUCAAGAAGAAUUCCCACCUUCCGAGCACCUCAAGAAGAAUUCCCACCUUCCCAGCACCUCAAGGAGAAGAAUUCCCCCCCUCCGAGCACCUCAAGGAGAAGAAUUCCCCCCCUCCGUGCACCUCAAGAAGAAUUCCCACCUUCAGAGCACCUCAAGAAGAAUUCCCACCUUUCGAGCACCUCAAGAAGAAAUCCCACCUUCCCAGCACCUCAAGAAGAAUUCCCACCUUCCGAGCACCUCAAGAAGAAGGCUCUCCUUGAAUACCUCCCCCACCCCUUCCCAGGUCUCCACAAGAAAGUUCUCACCCACCCCUCCACCUGUGUCCCCCCUCAAAAUAAAUUCAAGCAUUAA